UUGACAGAUGUAAUCACAACAAAGCGGCACAAAAAUACUUGUUUUAGCGAGUCGAUUUCAGGAAAUAUCUAAUAAAAUGAAUUAGUUGGCUCAAAAGUUUUGAUUAGGUGAAAAUUCACGAUGCUACCGGUUUGUCGGGCUUGUGGAAAGAGUUUGACUGAUGGAGAUCAAUGUGAUAGCUUGGAAAAAUAUACCGACAUCUACUUUCACCUGACUUCUAUCAAGCUUCAAGAUUACGAAGACCCAAACAAAUCAAAAGCUUGCUCUUCUUGCAUUGGUAAACUAGAUGAUUUCGAUCGAUUUAGGAAAGUCUGUCUCGCCGUUCAUUGGUCAUUGUGCAAUCAAAUUAAAGUGGAAAGCGCGGAUGAGGAAAGUAGUCGAGAUAUAUUUGUUGAGUUCGAAUGCAAACCUGAACUCUGCGAAGAUGAGAAAAAACAAAAUUGUGCUGAGGAUAGCAUCUCAAGCGGCGGGAGCGACCGGGAAGAAACAACAAAAAGCAAUGAAGAAUCCAGUAAAUCUGAGGAGGAUACAACUGAAGGUAACGCGACGGUGGUUCUUAGAAAUGACAAAUCACGGAUAACGAGAAAAAAAUCUGCUAAAAAGGAUAAGCACAAAACUGAAGAUACAAAAGAACAACGGGCCACGCUUAGUUGCGAUCGGUGCCCCAAGAAGUUUUUUCUGCAGCCCAAACUGGAAGCCCACAAACGUACUCACGAAGGGCUUAAACCUUAUGAGUGUGAAAUAUGCCACCGAACAUUUACUGGCUUCAAUUAUUUGCGGUUUCAUCGCAGUCAGAAACACAGCGGCGAGAGAAUACUGCUGCCAUGUGAGCAUCCUGGCUGUGAACAACAAUUCUCCACUCGUUACGCCCUGAAGCGUCACACACUCCGAGCUCACGAUCCCAACUUUGUACCGGAGACGACAAUAUUUGUUUGCGACACCUGUGGGAAGACGUUCGCCUCUAAAGGCAAUCUGAAAAAGCAUCAGUAUACGCACACGCCGAGUGAAAUGCCGUUUGUAUGUGGAAUCUGUUCCAAACAGUUUCCCACCUCAAACAAACUGAAGGAGCACAAUCUGCGCCACGAGGGUGUAAAGAAUCACACCUGUCCGCAUUGUGGUUUGCGCAAAACUACUAUGCACGAGCUUCGGCAACACAUCAAACAUAUGCAUGCACAUCCGCGUUCGGUUGCGUGCGAAAUGUGUCCGCGACGGUUCAACGAUGUUGGAAGCUUGAAUGUUCACGUCAGAAUCGUGCAUCUGGGAGAGAAACGCCACAAAUGUCCGGUUUGUGAGUGGGCUUUCGGAAGAAGCGAUCAUCUGAAGCGGCACAUGAAAAGUCACAACACGAGCUGAACUGGAGCUUAGUUAUUAUAUGUUUAUUAAUUGGGUUAUUUCUAGUAGCACAAUAAAUGGAUUGUGUAAAAUUGUGUAAAAUGUAAAAUUUGCUAACAGUUGCAGUUGCAUCAGUGCGUUAUCUUUACCGAAUUUUUUUUUUUCGAGACUGUCGUUUACGGAAAUGACAAGAAAAACUAAAAAGUUUUUCCCAUUCAUUUUAAACUUGGAACAAACAAUUUUUUCUAGAUUAACAUAAUGUCGAAUAAUUAUAGCUUCCCAGGUGAUUUUGAAAUACGUUGGUCUAACAAGCCAGUCGUCAAAUG
Wyeomyia smithii (pitcher-plant mosquito) is the source of this 1658-nucleotide messenger RNA. Its product is annotated as zinc finger protein 391-like. The coding region runs from base 121 to 1353 and encodes 410 amino acids. Gene Ontology annotation, biological process: regulation of transcription by RNA polymerase II. Gene Ontology annotation, molecular function: DNA-binding transcription factor activity; zinc ion binding; RNA polymerase II cis-regulatory region sequence-specific DNA binding. The record is from RefSeq and is a predicted model, not a curated record. Gene Ontology annotation, cellular component: nucleus. The transcript is spliced from 4 exons. NCBI's taxonomy places the organism in Eukaryota, Metazoa, Arthropoda, Insecta, Diptera, Culicidae.